AUGGCUAAUGACAUUAAAGUUACCCCUUUAGGAGCUGGACAAGAUGUUGGCAGAAGUUGUAUUCUUCUAAACUUUUCAUUUAUAAGUCCAGAAGGCCCCAUAACAAAUUUCAUUGAUUGCGUUAUUAUAUCCCACUUUCAUUUAGACCACUGCGGAGCUUUACCUUAUCUUACUGAAAUGGUUGGCUACAAUGGUCCUAUAUAUAUGACUCACCCUACUAAAGCAAUAUCUCCUAUACUUUUAGAAGAUAUGAGAAAAAUUUCUGUCGAAAAAAAAGGAGAAGUAAAUUUUUUCACAUCUCAAAUGAUAAAAGACUGCAUGAAAAAAGUUAUUACUGUAACACUUCAUCAAUCUAUCAUGGUUGACAGUCAGUUAGAAAUUAAAGCUUAUUAUGCAGGUCAUGUUUUGGGAGCAGCUAUGUUUUGGAUUCGUGUUGGAAAUUUGUCAGUUGUUUAUACAGGAGAUUAUAACAUGACUCCAGAUAGGCAUUUAGGUGCUGCUUGGAUUGAUAAAUGUAGACCUGAUUUGCUCAUAACUGAAUCUACCUAUGCUACAACUAUAAGAGAUUCAAAACGAUGCAGAGAAAGAGAUUUUUUGAAAAAAGUUCACGAGUGCAUUGAAAAAGGUGGAAAAGUUCUCAUUCCUGUAUUUGCACUUGGCAGAGCACAAGAACUAUGCAUUUUGUUAGAAACAUAUUGGGAACGAAUGAACCUUAAAGUUCCUAUAUAUUUUGCAGUUGGUCUUACUGAAAAAGCCAAUAAUUAUUAUAAAAUGUUUAUUACAUGGACCAAUCAAAAAAUUAGAAAAACUUUCGUUCAGCGCAACAUGUUUGAUUUUAAACAUAUAAAACCUUUUGAUAGGUCCUACAUAGAUCAAGCAUGGCCCAUGGUGGUGUUUGCAACUCCUGGAAUGUUACAUGCUGGAUUGUCGUUACAAAUUUUUAAGAAAUGGGCACCAAACGAAAACAAUAUGGUCAUAAUGCCGGGGUUUUGUGUCGCCGGUACGGUAGGACAUAAAAUUCUUAGUGGCCAAAAAAAAAUAGAAUUUGAAAAUAGGCAAAUUGUUGAUGUGAAAAUGUCAGUUCAGUACAUGUCUUUUUCUGCACAUGCUGAUGCAAAAGGCAUUAUGCAAUUGAUACAGUAUUGCGAACCAAAAAAUGUACUUUUGGUUCAUGGUGAAGCUGCUAAAAUGGAAUUUUUACGAGAUAAAAUUAAGCAAGAAUUUCAUAUUAACUGUUAUAUGCCAGCAAAUGGUGAAACGUGUACUAUAGAUAUUCCCCAUAAAAUUCCAAUUGACAUUUCUCUUAACUUGUUAAAAAGUGAAUCUCAAGCUUAUAAUGCUCUUCUACCGAAUUUAAGUAAAUCAAGGAUCCUUCAUGGAGUUCUAGUAAAUAAGGAACAUUCAUUAUGUUUAAUGAAUGUUGAAGAUGCCUGUAAAGAAGCUGGAGUGACCAGACAUAUUAUUAGGUUUACAUCUACCGUUCGCAUGGAAGAUCCGAGACCGCCAAAUAAAAUAGCAGAAAAAUUACUUAAAAUAGUUAAAGAAAAAUUAAAAAAUUAUUCAAUUCAGUUUACAGACAGUUCUAUAUCAGUUGAAACAGUUUUAAUAAAGGUUGAAGGUGAUGAAGAUGAUAGAAAAUGCGUUUAUGUAUCAUGGACCAAUCAAGAUGAAGAUUUAGGGAGCUACAUUUUGAAUCUGUUACAAAAUUCAACUCAAUAA
Pediculus humanus corporis (human body louse) is the source of this 1719-nucleotide messenger RNA. Its product is annotated as Endoribonuclease YSH1, putative. NCBI's taxonomy places the organism in Eukaryota, Metazoa, Arthropoda, Insecta, Psocodea, Pediculidae. Gene Ontology annotation, biological process: snRNA processing. The record is from RefSeq and is a predicted model, not a curated record. The transcript is spliced from 2 exons. Gene Ontology annotation, cellular component: nucleus. Bases 1 to 1719 code for a protein of 572 amino acids.